Molecule: messenger RNA, 566 nt
Organism: Tachysurus fulvidraco (yellow catfish)
Lineage: Eukaryota; Metazoa; Chordata; Actinopteri; Siluriformes; Bagridae
Product: serine/threonine-protein kinase pim-3-like
Exons: 3
Coding region: 1-516 (171 amino acids)
Biological process (GO): regulation of mitotic cell cycle; negative regulation of apoptotic process; protein autophosphorylation
Cellular component (GO): cytoplasm
Molecular function (GO): protein serine/threonine kinase activity; ATP binding
Source: RefSeq, a predicted model, not a curated record
AUGAUAACCAUCCCUGGAGAGACCAUUCCCGUUCCCAUUGAGGUGGGACUGAUGAAGAUGGUCUCCCAGCCAGUCCGUUGCCUAAAUAUGCUGGAGCUGCUGGAAUGGUUUGUGGUCCAGAACUGCCUGGUGCUUGUCUUGGAAAAUCCAAGCCCCUGCAUGGACCUCCUGGACUUUUGUGAACUCCACGCAGGUAAGCUCCCUGAACCCCUGGCAAGGUACAUCAUGGUCCAGGUGGUUCAGGCAGCUUGUCAUUGCAGUGCCAGAGGAGUGUUCCACAAUGACAUCAAACUAGAGAACAUCCUCGUCAACACAGAGACGCUCCAGGUGAAGCUUAUUGAUUUUGGAGUUGGCGACCCGCUGAAGGGAACGCCCUAUACCUACUGCCCAGGCACUAAACAGUACUUCCCACCAGAGUGGUGCAGAGAAAAACUUUACAUGGCUGUCCUACCACCAUCUGGACACUGGGCGUCCUCCUACAGUAUAUAUGAUGCUCUGCGGGAAAUGGCCUUUUGAGACGACGGAAGAAAUUAUUGCUGGCCACCUGCACUUUCCUCCUGACUUGU